AUGUUAUAAAUAAGUAAUCAAAAUGAUAAAGAAUAUUUUACAUACCUUAAGAUCAUUAAGGAAACUUUAACUUAUAUUCUUCCAAAUUAUACACAAUAUUUGGAAUCCUUUUAGUAUAUAAAGAUAACAGCGGGAGAUGUACAUAUGAUAAUUUUAUAAUUGACUAAUUGGUUGAUCUUCUAUUAUUGUGAUAUAAAUGGAGAGUCGAAUUAAUUUAGUUUAAAUAUAAACAAUAUUUUGAAACCUUAAAUUUAAAAUUAUUUCAUUCAUAAGCAUAGUCUUUAAGAAAUGAAAAUUUAUUACAAAGAAAAAUAAUUAGAAAAAUUAGAGAAUUUAAUAAGAAACAGAAUAUUGUAAAAGUAAUAAGAAAAUACUUUGGUUAAGAUAGUAUAGAAUCGUGAUAUUUCAAAUUAGAUAUAUAGUUAUUUAAAAAGAAAAGAUAUAGUAAAUUUGGAAUUGAGUUGUUUCAAUGUAAGUGAGAUAUUAUAAAAUAACGCAUAUUGGUAUGAAUUGUAUAAAUGGAAAUAUGGUUAAACAGGGUUUAAAUAAGAUGCAUUUAAUUGGAAAAAUAAGUAUGUGUUAUAAAUGAAGUAAUGA
This is a messenger RNA of Paramecium sonneborni, 597 nucleotides long. NCBI's taxonomy places the organism in Eukaryota, Ciliophora, Oligohymenophorea, Peniculida, Parameciidae. The record is from the annotation of a GenBank genome assembly.